UGGGGAACAAAACAAAAACAAAUAGGAGAAACCAAGUAACUUUGAUAUGUGAGAAUACGAGCGAAUGACGACUGCACAAAUGGAUGGAGUUAGAGUAGCAGGUACAAAACACACAACAACACCGGCAAGGCAACCAUCAUCACAAGUCAUAUAUGUAAAGUCUUAAAAUUUAAUACAUAUCCAGUCAAAAAAUCUCAGUAUAAAGAGCGAUUUGGAAAGAAGAUAAUGAAGGAGAAGAAAAUGAUGUUGAUUCAAAAUUGUACAGACAUGAAACCAGAAGAAGAUAAUGGAGAAGAAGAAGGAAAGACAGUUGUGGUGGGAGUGAAGAUGGAUCAACAGAGUAAAGAAUUACUAACAUGGGCUCUUGUUAAAGUUGCUCAACCUGGUGAUCAUGUCAUUGCUCUUCACGUCCUCAACCACAAUAAUUCUACUGAGAUUCUUGAUCCAAAUGGGAAUUCUUCACUGCUUGCGUUGGUUAAAGCGUUUGAUUCUGUACUCUCUGUUUAUGAAGGAUUUUGUAAUUUGAAACAGGUUGAUCUGAAGCUUAAGAUCUGUAGAGGGUCAUCUUCAAUUAGGAAAAUUCUGGUGAGAGAAGCGAAAUCAUAUGGUGCAAGUGAAUUAAUUCUUGGGACUGCAACUAAGAAUCACGAUCACCAUGGGAUGAAAAUUACUUCUGCUUCUUCUGUUGCUAAAUAUUGUGCUAGAAAACUCUCCAAGGAUUUCACUGUACUUGCGGUUAAUAAUGGCAAAAUUGUCUUUCAGAGACAAUCCUCUACUGCUGCUACUACUUCCACCGACACUUGUUCCACAACAGAUGCUGAAAAUCAUCGUCUGCAUCAAAAUUUGUUAAGGGCGUUCCAUAGAACUUUGAGUAAGAAAUGUAAAGAGCUAAAUAGUAUAACAAAUGGAAAUUCUAAUCAAGGGAAAUCCCUGAAAAAGAAGAAGUGCUCUAUUUGUUCACCGGUAUCUGUUUUGCCAGAAGACACCAGUAAAUGUGAUAAUGCAGAAGAAGAUUCAUUGUCGGAUGAUGGUUCAGUUGAUAAUUCCAUGGCAUUGGUCCCUGUACAGACUCAAGAGGUAGCCUCUAGUUCAGUCUCUCCCUCAGAGCGUCAAAGCUCUGGGUCAAGACCUGGGUGGCCUCUCCUUCGUCGAGAAUUUCUGUCGAAUGAGCAAAAACCACUGAGAUCUAAGUUCAAGGAGAUAUCUGUAGUUCAAUGGGCAAUGCAAUUGCCAUGUCGCCUUUCGUCAUUAUAUCUUGGUCAUUCAGAUACUGGGGAUUCCAGUUGCAAUAGUAGCAAAUCUAUUAGUUUAGAUGGUGAGAGUGGCGCGAUUGUGCUAGUGGGAGAAAAUCCUGUUUGUUCUCCUUCCUCUCCUUACCAUGAGUUCACAAAGAAACUACCCAAAGAAUUGGAGUCUCUUCAUGAGAAAUUCUCUUCAACUUGCCGAUUGUUCACUUAUGGGGAACUUCAGACUGCAACUUCAAACUUCAUUCCAGAGAAUUUGAUCGGCAAGGGAGGGAGUAGUCGAGUUUAUAAAGGUUGCCUUUCUGAUGGUCACGAACUGGCAGUGAAAAUCUUGAAACAGUCUGCAGAUGUUCUCAAGGAGUUUGUUUUGGAAAUUGAGAUCAUCAAUACCUUACAUCACAAGAACAUUAUGUCCCUCUCUGGGUUUUGUUUUGAGGACAAUAAUCUUCUCAUGGUUUAUGAUUUCUUGUCAAAGGGAAGUCUAGAAGAAAACCUUCAUGGUAGUAAGGACAGUCCAGCAUUGAAUUGGAUGGAUAGAUUCAAGGUGGCCAUUGGUGUAGCCGAGGCACUAAAUUAUCUGCAUAGCAAUGAACAGGCCGUGAUUCACAGAGAUGUGAAAUCAUCCAACAUUCUUCUCUCAGAUGAUUUUGAGCCACAGCUGUCGGACUUCGGACUUGCUAAAUGGGCUUCAACUACUGCAUCUGGUGUAACCUGUAAUGAUGUUGCAGGAACUUUCGGAUACUUAGCCCCUGAAUACUUUAUGUAUGGUAAGGUCAAUGAUAAGAUUGAUGUUUUUGCAUUUGGGGUCGUACUUCUCGAGCUUCUUUCAGGGAGGAAACCGAUUGACAGCGACAAUCCAAAGGGCCAAGAGAGCUUAGUCAUGUGGGCUAAACCGAUUCUAAAUGGUGGAAAGGUUUUACAAUUGUUGGAUCCAAAGCUGGGAGAUAACUAUGACCGAGAUCAAAUGGAGUGGAUGGUUCUUGCUGGAACUCUUUGUAUAAGACACGAACCUAGAACUCGUCCUCGAAUGGAUCUUGUCUUGAAGCUAUUAAAUGGUGAUGCCGAUGUAAUUAAGUGGUCGAAGCUGCAACUCUGUGCUUCCGACGAGUCCUCAUUAGAUGGAGAAUCACUUCCGCCACCUGACAUCCAAUCCCAUCUUAACUUAGCACUACUCGACGUGGAAGACGAUACAUCUUUUAACAGCAUUGAACAAGGUCUCUCAUUCGAAGAAUAUUUGCAGGGAAGAUGGAGUCGUUCAUCAAGUUUCGACUAAUACCAAGGCUCCCAACUGAUGAUUAGGUACCAAAAAGAAAAUACACUCAUCAACUUACAGCGGUUCAUGUACAUCUCAAGGGCCAUUGAGGCUCUUUUCUCAUUUAUCGAAAAUUUCAGUGCUAAUUAUUGGUCUUGGAUGAGAGGUCGUUUGUUGAAGGUUUACCCUCCCUCCUCCUCGCCUUGGAAAAAAAAAGACUAGUGUGUCCGUCGUCCCUUUAGUAAAAAUUAAAAAAGAGUUCUAGUCUGGUAUUAUUUUCAGCUCUCCCUAAGGGUCAGAUGAAGAGUUCAUUUGCAGUUGUAUUUUUUUCUUUUUUGUUAUAAACAAAAUAAGAAAAUGGAGUAGUUGCUAAAAACAUUUUGUGUAUUGGUAGAAAGGGUUACAUUUACAUAAAAACUGGUCUUAUGGCUGCUUGAAAAGUUCCUUCUGUUCUUCUGUAAAUAAACAAAGUUUGUUGUUGCUGUUA
Molecule: messenger RNA, 2983 nt
Organism: Papaver somniferum (opium poppy)
Lineage: Eukaryota; Viridiplantae; Streptophyta; Magnoliopsida; Ranunculales; Papaveraceae
Product: serine/threonine-protein kinase pakF-like
Exons: 10
Coding region: 226-2517 (763 amino acids)
Biological process (GO): protein phosphorylation
Molecular function (GO): protein kinase activity; ATP binding
Source: RefSeq, a predicted model, not a curated record